CCUCUCCUGUGUUUGUCAUGAAGAUGGGUCCGCUCAGGUCCCCAGCGCUGCCCUUCCUCAUCUGCAUCGUCUUUGUCCGUGGAUCUCUUGCUUAUCUGGUGCUUCCCCCCGACGCUGCCCUCACCAGGACGGCUGCUGCAAUGCCUAUACGACAAGCAUCACUCGAGAGGCUCCCUCCUGCUCUGCAACAGUCGGGCUCCUUCCAGCUGGCAGAUCUAUCGCUCACUGGCACCCUGCAAAUGGCCAAAGAUGACAUUGCGAAGGACAGCCAGAUGCAGACGAAAAAGGAGCUGACGAAGCAAAUCGACAACAGCAAGAUCGGCAGCAAGCUGGCUGCACGGCUGGCAGCGUCUGAGAAGAAAGAGGCGGCGGAGCAGGCCGGCAAGCCAAAAGAGGGCGAGGUGAUCAGCUCAAGGACAGGGAAACCGAAGAAAGUCAAGGUUGGAGAGUUCUACUGACGUGACGCCACGGCUGCCCGGAUGGGAUAUGGAUUCAUGAGCAUCAAUGACGAGAGAGGCGGACGGACGGACGGACGGAUGGAUGCAGUGAGUGCAGGAAGGUGGAUUGACGACGGACUGCGUGUUCUGUUCCAUGCAUGGCAUGAUGCCAUCCCUGUCUGUACAGGACAUGUAUGGAUGCGAUGCGAUGCAUAGUCUGCGUUCAUCCAUCCAUGCAUCCGUGCGUACGUGAGGGCGGUAUCUGUAUAGCCAGCCAGCCAGUGAGGUGAGGUGCGAUGGAUGGAUCGACGGACGGACGGAUGCGUGUGUGUGGUCAGAUGUGCUUUCUUCAUGCGUGUGCAGACUGAUUGACUGUGGCGUGCGUGGCAUGAUGUGUCGCGUACGUGCGGUCGCCUGAAUGCGUCAGGCAAGAUAAGAUGAUAGUACGCCA
Vitrella brassicaformis is the source of this 888-nucleotide messenger RNA. The record is from the annotation of a GenBank genome assembly. Lineage: Eukaryota; Vitrellaceae.